AUGGCGUGGAGGGCCUCUGAGCGUCUCAUGGAGACCAUCAGCCAUUACGCCUCGUUCCCCGCGACAGGCGUCUCGCUGCGGCAGAUGGUGCAGUUCGGCGACAAGCCAUCGACAGGCACACUGUUCCGGGCCUCACAGUUCCUGUCCGAGGAGCUGCCCAUACGGCUGGCUCACAGGGUACGGGAGCUCGGCGACCUGCCAGACGGGCUGAACGAGAUGCCGUCCAUCAAGAAGGUGCAGGAGUGGUACGCACAGUCAUUCGAGGAAAUAACGAAGCUGGAACGGCCGACGCUGUCACAAGAAGUACGAUCACGGCUCCUCAAUUCAGGCCGGAUGAAUGGCCGGGAGCCCAGAAUGCUAGAACAAGCGACCCAGAACCCCAGCAUAAAGCAAGGACAAUACCGCUCCUCUCCCACGACUUCCAUCCUCAACAGCAUCUACAGCAACGGCAACUCCAGCGUCAUCGGCAACAACGGCAGCACCACCACCACAACUACAGCAACCAACGGCGCUAAACACCGUGUGGUUGGAACCCGUCGCUACUUUGUGGCUGCGGACGACGGCGCCGACUGGCCGCCAGAGCUGAUAGACUACAACGCCCGUCUUGCCACGACUCUGGACACGAUAAAGCGACGACACGACAGCGUUGUCACGACCGUUGCGCAGGGUGUGUUGGAAUGGAAACGCAAGAAACAACGCCUCCAGAUCGACUCCGGCAUACAAGCCUUUUUAGACCGCUUUUACAUGUCUCGUAUCGGUAUACGCAUGCUUAUCGGCCAACACAUCGCUCUCACGAAUCAACACCACUCCUACCAUCCAAACUAUGUCGGCAUCAUCUGCACAAAGACCAACGUGCGCCAGUUAGCACAGGAAGCCAUCGAUAACGCUCGCUUUGUCUGUGAAGACCACUACGGCCUCUUCGACGCUCCCAAGGUCCAGCUCGUAUGCCGCGAUGAUCUCGACUUCAUGUACGUUCCCGGCCACCUGUCGCAUAUGCUCUUUGAGACGAUCAAGAACUCGCUGCGCGCCGUUGUAGAGAGGCACGGACCAGAGAAGGAAUCGUUCCCUGUAACCAAGGUCAUCGUUGCCGAGGGAAGGGAGGAUAUCACUAUCAAAAUCUCCGAUGAGGGAGGUGGUAUCCCGCGAUCUGCGAUACCGCUGGUCUGGACAUACAUGUAUACCACAGUGGACCAGACGCCGAACCUGGACCCGGACUUUAACAAGAGCGACUUCAAAGCGCCCAUGGCCGGGUUCGGAUACGGUCUUCCCAUCAGCAGGCUAUACGCGAGAUAUUUCGGCGGAGAUCUCAAACUCAUCAGCAUGGAAGGAUACGGAACUGACGUUUACCUGCACCUGAACCGCCUCUCGUCUAGCUCCGAGCCUCUCCAAUGA
Arthroderma uncinatum is the source of this 1392-nucleotide messenger RNA. RefSeq lists its product as uncharacterized. The record is from RefSeq and is a predicted model, not a curated record. Gene Ontology annotation, cellular component: mitochondrion. The transcript is spliced from 4 exons. Gene Ontology annotation, biological process: regulation of glucose metabolic process; protein phosphorylation. The coding region runs from base 1 to 1392 and encodes 463 amino acids. Gene Ontology annotation, molecular function: pyruvate dehydrogenase (acetyl-transferring) kinase activity. Lineage: Eukaryota; Fungi; Ascomycota; Eurotiomycetes; Onygenales; Arthrodermataceae.